CAGUUUUCAUAAACUGAAGUAUCCGUCGCUAUUAACCACGGCUUCUCGGCAUCGUAUCACAAACAGCAUAUUCACCAAAAGUGAUUUCGUUCCAUUUGUUCCGACAGUCCAAAUUAAAUUGCUUAAACUGCAAUAGUGAAAAUGUGGACCAAGCCAAAAUAGAUUUGACACUUGUAUCAAGGAGUUUGCUGAAAAUUGCCAUAACAUUCGGGAAGGAAAUAUCAACGCUCACGACCAAACGGCCCUUCGGAAGCAAUCUCCAGCAAUCUCAAACAAUCUCAAAUGUGCUCAAAUGUAACGACGGCCAUCUUUCAAUAUGGCGACCACCAGACGGCCAUUUUCCAAGAUGGAGGUCAUUUAUUAAUUGCAAGUACCUAAGAUGGCGUCGUGUGCCGCGUACCCGCCGAGAUGCGGUUCCUGUGUCGCGUGUUUUGACAGCUCGAGAUAGGUUAAUUAUAGCGAGGUUGUGCAUGUCAUUUGAAUCGAAAGGUACGUGAUGUGUGGUAUUUCUUGAAAGGAACCUUGUGGAGCGGUUUAGUACAAGAAGCUGUACGUUUCCCGCGCACAUUUGCUUUCGCUGGAUGAACCCUCAACCCACUCGUACAAUUACGUCUAUUUUUUUUCAUUCUCUCUCCGAUGACCACCCUCUUGGCCCGCUCGGUCGAUUGUUUAUGUCAAGCUCAGUAUUUAUAGCGAGUCGAGUAGACCGUGCCAAAAUAGACUCGACGCGUCCGUUGGGCCAGUGCUUAGCGCUUCGAAUACACGGAAAUAAACGUUGCGUGCGAUCAUUGCGCGCGAGCCUCUUUCUCUGAAGUCGUCGGGUCACUACUCCUUUUGCUCCCUUUCUGGUUGAUCCGCCCCGCACACGGCGGUGGCGAAUUACCUCGGCAAUGGGCUUACCCUGUGACUGGCAGAUCAGUAAGCGAAAUGUCUCACAGCGAGGUCGUUACCUCCUCGAGACGGGACAAUGGUCCGAUUGCAACUUCAUUGUGGGCCAAGAGCCGCACCAGCAAAUUCUCAAGGGGCAUAAGCUUUUCCUCGCAAUGUCAAGUCCAGUCUUUGAGGCGAUGUUCUUUGGUGGUAUGGCUGAGAAAAAUGAUCCAAUCCCGAUACCUGACGUUCAGCCAGAAGCUUUCAAGGCCUUGCUUGAGUACAUUUAUACAGACAAUGUGGAUUUAAGCUCGUUCGAGCUCGCCUGUGAGCUGUGCUAUACAGCCAAAAAGUAUAUGCUCCCAAUACUCCUCGAAGAAUGCACCAAGUUUCUAUGGUCCGAUUUGUCGUCGAAGAAGGCCUGCAGAGCUUAUGAGUUUGCUAAGCUCUUUGAGGAGCCGGUACUUAUGGACAAAUGCUUGCAAAUCAUUUGUAAUAACACAAAGGAUGUGUUGUACGAUCCCAGUUGGGAAGAGGUGGAACUGGGAACCUUGGUCACUGUCUUGAAUCAGGAUAACCUGACGAUAGACUCGGAGAUAGAGCUGUUUGCUGCUGUUGAACGGUGGGCUAAGUCGGAAUGCACUAGAAAAGCUCUUGACUUAACCGAUGGUAAGUCUCUGAAGUCCGUCAUCGGUAACUCAUUAUCCAAGAUUCGAUUUUUGACUAUGACUCCGGAGGAAUUUGCGAAUGGACCCGGAAAGUCGCCGUUGCUCACACAGAACGAGGCCUUUGCCAUCCUUAUGAACAUAUCGUCAAGUGAGAGUAAAUUCCCUAUGCCGGAAGGAUUCUCAAUAAACCUACAAAAGAGGAUGUGUCCAUUCAAGGUGCAAACGAUGAUGGUCAAACCUACUAAAAUGAAUUUUCCUAUGCUACCCUCCGUGACGUUGGAAAUUCCAAACAGUUCUACGUACUCUAAUUUAUCACUGAAUAACGUUGCACCGUUAUUGAAUUAUAAGACACUGCAAGAAUCAAAACUUUAUUGCGAACGAACAUUUAUGCGAGGGACUCAAUGCCUAAAUACUAAUCGUUUAGACUGUUCCGUAACAUUCUGUGUGAACAGAAAUAUUAUCAUAUACGGCAUUCAAGUUCCCACACAAAUUCUUAGGCCAGAUAACUCGGCUCGCACGUCGCUUAUUGCCACACCAUCGAUGUACACUGAAGUAUUGUACGCUCACCUUCUCGACAAAGAGAGUUCUCGAAUGACGUACACGCACAUCACAACGAAAGUUCUAAUUGAAUCAUUAGUAGAAGUUAUCUUCAACCGAUCGGUAUACAUCGAAAAAAACAAGAUGUACAAGAUUGGUGUAGUUUUUGACAAAGAAGGAUGGUAUCCAUUGGGUACGUGUGCUAAAACGAUUACCUGUGAUAAUGUGACCUUCACGUUUAGAGUCGCUGAAAACGACGACAGCAUUCGAGACUGUCUUAUUCGAACCAUCCUCUUCACGCCUCAAUGAGAUCUCGUGCUGAUCACACGGAAGAGAUGGAGUCUACAUUAAAUUUGUGAUACAAAAGAAAAGAAUGAUCUGCCUUAUUUUACUAUACGUGUAUAUAUAUAAGAGUGUAUGUAUGUAUGUAUGUAUGUAU
Orussus abietinus is the source of this 2514-nucleotide messenger RNA. RefSeq names its product BTB/POZ domain-containing protein 2. Gene Ontology annotation, molecular function: protein binding. Gene Ontology annotation, biological process: neurogenesis. Gene Ontology annotation, cellular component: cytosol; P-body. Bases 891 to 2384 code for a protein of 497 amino acids. The transcript has 5 exons. The record is from RefSeq and is a predicted model, not a curated record. Lineage: Eukaryota; Metazoa; Arthropoda; Insecta; Hymenoptera; Orussidae.